Molecule: messenger RNA, 5686 nt
Organism: Pelodiscus sinensis (Chinese soft-shelled turtle)
Lineage: Eukaryota; Metazoa; Chordata; Testudines; Trionychidae
Gene: MMS22L
Product: MMS22 like, DNA repair protein
Biological process (GO): replication fork processing; double-strand break repair via homologous recombination
Cellular component (GO): nuclear replication fork
Source: RefSeq, a predicted model, not a curated record
CUGGCGCCCCAUCCAUCGAGCAUGCGCAGUCGCGUGAUCGUUCGUGCGCGCGGGACAUACAGAAAAGCGUUGGGGUUCGGAAGGCGAAGAGCAACCAGGUGUGAACAAUGAAUGAUGACUUCACUAUUUCCCUCACACCUCCAUCCCUUACUGACAGUUUAGAGAUGGCUAUGGAAGUGGAGAAGGAGAACUCAAGACCCCCUUGUUUUUCCUGUGCUUUGGACAACAGAGAUGGAGGGAGACACUUUUCUGUAGAGUCUUAUCUAGCAAGUGGGUCUCUUAAGAGGCUUUUGCUGAGACUGGAUCCUUCUCCAACUGACUAUGAGGAAGAUACUGUGGAAAUAUUUGGCUUUCAUUGGGUUACUGAAAUUGCAUUAGUUGAGUCCUGUAGAUUUCUCUUUGGUUUACUUAGGCAACAUAUACACAAAUUGGAAAACCUAGUACAGAUGAGUUCGUCAGAUUUUGGUCAGGCAGCAAACCUACACUCGGAAGCAGGCAACAUUAGACAACAGUGUAUUGUAUUUCUGCAUUAUGUGAAGGUGUUCAUUUUCAGAUACUUGGAAUCUCACAAAACAGAGGAUGAUGGGUUACUCCAUCCAUAUGAAGAACUAGAAAUCCAGCUCCCUUCGGUCCUGGUUGAGGAGCUUCAUUCCUUGACCUUACAGAUUGGACAUCUGUAUGAACUCCCAAGUGGUAUCUUAGGAGCAUUUACCAUUCAACAUCAGGCCAAGCUGUUUCCUCCAUCAUGGCACUUGCUGCAUCUCCACUUGGAUAUCCAUUGGCUAGUGCUGGAAAUUCUUCAUAUCCUAGGCGAGAAGAUGCUGCGACAAAUUGUGUAUGCUCACCAGUUCAUGAACUUAACAGGAGAAAAUUUAACCAAUAUCAGUUUAUUUGAAGCACACUGUGAGAACCUCUUCUGCGAUCUGAUAAGUUUGUCAAUCAACAAAUAUACAAAGGUUAGACCAUCAGAGGCUCUAACCAGUCACCACUACCCUUGCAACUGCAUUAAGGAAUUAUGGGUUCUGCUUAUUCAGCUGCUGGACCACAGAAGUAAAGGUUCUCAUACAGAGUCUUUUUGGAGCUGGGUAAAUAAAAUUCUGAAGAAGGUCUUUGAAAGGCCCAGUACUGCAGAAGGGAUGUCUGUUUUUGAGCCAGCGCAGUGCAAAGAUCCAUUAAGUUUUAGCUGGUGGAUUAUUACUCAUCUGGCAUCACUCUACCAGUUUGACCGUAACGGAAAUGUAGAGGAAAAGAAACGAGUCAAAUCCAAUUGGAACUUUGUGGAAGAACUGCUGAAAAGGUCCACUCAUGCUCAAGCUGGUGUAUUAGAAGAGCAGAUACGAAUGCAUCUUCAGUGCUGUUUGACUCUGUGUAGCUUCUGGGACUUGAAUCUACCUACUGUCACCAUACUCUGGGAUUAUUACAGCAAGAAUCUGAACAGUUCCUUCACCAUUCCAUGGCUUGGUCUGAAGGGUUUAGCAAGUGUUUGCAAAACCCCUUUGUCUAUGCUUGAGUUGGUGAAAAGCUGCUGCUCUGACCAGCAGUGCCCUGACCUGUACAAAUCCAGUAACAGUUACCUAAUUUUUCUCUGCAUUUUGGCACGAAUGAUGAAAGCAGCAACGGAGAACAAUGUAACUCAUCCUUGGAAACAAAUUAAAGGAAGAAUUUAUUCCAAGUUCCAUCAGAAAAGAAUGCGAGAGCUGACAGAGGUGGGGCUGCAGAACUUCUUUAAUCUUUUCCUUGUGCUAGCGGUUAUUGCAGAAACAGAGGACAUUGCAAGUCGGGUGCUGGAUCUCCUGGAUUUUCUUAGCCCAACUUCCAUCAGCAUUUCUCAGAGAGCCCUCAUUUGGAGAGGCUACUUCGCCUUCCUUCUGAUGUAUAUUGAGAAAAACAUGGACAUCAGUGUCCUAGCUGAGAAACUGUCGCAUGCUUUCUGUGAAAAAGCAAAGGAGUUCUUGGUAACGAAGAAUGACCACACACACAAACAAAAUCUCUGGACACCACUUUCCACUUAUGUUGAUGGUGUUCAAGAAGUGUUUGAGACCAGCUGCUACUUGAACCUUUCCCAGGAAAAGUUAUUAAAUGAUGGAUUUAGUAUGCUGUUCCCAGCUUGUCGAGGAACUGAACUCAGCAUGGUCCUAAACUUCCUGCAGGUGGUUCUGUCCAGGCUCAGGAGUGUGCACAAACGUGUGAUCCAGGGACCUCAGCUAGGGAACAUGGGUCCCAACGCACAACUUCCAUUAGUGGCUAAAGAGCACCACCUUGCUGUUGCCAGUGCUCUAUGGAGAAAUUUUUUCCCUUUCUUGAAGAGCCAGAGAAUGUCACAGACACUGCCACCUCCACAGCUUGCAGAUACAGCUGCAGGUUUUACUCUGUUGGCUUUGGACAUGCCAUGCACAGCUCCAUCAGAACUCCAGCCACAGCCUGUUGUAUCAAUGAUGCAGUUGUUUGGAUGGGAUGAUAUGGUGUGUCCGCAGCUCGUAUCCAGAUAUCUAAGUCAUCUAAUACAAAACAGUGCAUUAUCAGAAGCUUUUUGUGGUAUGGGACAUACAUCCUAUGAAGCCUUGUCAGUACGUUCUUGGUUUCGAUGCAUUUUGCAAAUGUACAUUGAUCAGCCUACUGAUACAUUGACCAGGACAGAUGCUGAGCGAACAUUUGGGAAAGUGUAUGUGGAGCAACUGACUGAAAUGACAAGACUGGUUUUUAAAUUCUCAGAAAUAGAAAACAUCUUCUCAAGGGCACAUUUUGAUGAGUCUGUCUUCAAGCAAGACCCUAAGAAUGCACUUAUACAAUUCAUUAAGGCUGUUGGUAUAACUUACAGCGGCCUUCAGACGGUAGCUGAGAAAUCUGCCAUGGUAACAAAGACGAUGGAAUAUCUAGGUGAUGUGGUAAAGUAUGUAAAACCUUAUUUGAUGAAGAAAGGACCUGCCGAAGGCCUGCAGCUCACUUACUCAAUUAUUGGAUGCCUUGUAAAGUGCUGGGCACCAAUACUGGCAACUUCUAAAGCACAACAGCUUUUGUUCCGCAUCAUAGAUAGCUUGCUGUUGCCACUUGUGGUGUUUCAGCAAGACAAAGAGCUGCCUGCAGUUAUGCUAUCUGCCAUUCGAGAGAAUCUUCCUCUUUAUCUUCAGGGCUUGUCCUUUGUAUGCUGUCAGUCCCAAACUCAAGCCGCCUAUUUGAACCAACUGCUAGGAAGUGUUAUUCAGCAGUAUUUUGGGCGCUUUCUCCCUCUUUCACCAUCUUAUCCAGGAAUUGGACAGCAUCCCAUGCUGCUAGCAUUAUGCAACUCUACUACUAUCCCACAGACUUUACAUCUACGGAAGACCACAGCAAAUAUCAUAAAUGAAAACUACCUUCAGUUCAAAGGUAACUCCCCUCCUCCACGCCUGGCCUCUGUUCUCGCUUUCAUCCUCCAAGUAUUGCAAAGAACCAAGAGCACUGAAGCAUGUGAUGUAGAGUUGCUUCUCCCUACUGUUUUAAAAUGCCUGGUAUUAGUUAAUGAAACACAAGUUAAAAAGCUAUCUACUGAGAUUCUGCAGUACAUGAUAGAAGGCUGCCAAGCCGGGUCAAGAGGAGAACCUGCCACCCAACUGACUUUUGUGUUUAGGCAGUUUAUCCAGGAUUAUACUGCACUAUACGAUCAUCAGGUUUACAGCAUCUUGGAAGUAGUGGCAGUUUUGGAUCAGCCUCUAGUUAUCAGUCUGAUUCCCACAAUCACACAGUCCCUGAAGGACUCAGAGCACAAACAAGGGCUUGGCAGAAACACUGCACAAAGAGAAGCCUAUAAAAGACUGUUAUCUCACCUUACAGAAGCUGGUCAAAACGAGAUACUAAAACUGGAAAAUGAGAAGAGUUAACAAUUAAUUGGCGAUUAAUUCUUUCCCCUUGAAGUGUUUGCAGAGUUAGUGCCUGUUGUUAUAAUGUACUGUCCACAUUUUUUAUCUUCACCAAUAUAAUUAUUUAAUGCUUUUUCAAAGCAACAAGCUGAUUUUCCAACAGUACAUGUAGCAUUUGAAUAUUGGCAGACAUGAAGACUAAUUCGCAUGUUUUUGUCUUUCAGUUGAUGAUUGAAAGAUACUGGAAAUCCAUUAAAUAUUAGAAACAUCCACGUAAAAUUCAUAGGAAGACACUACACGUUUGGCUUUUUCAUUAGCACUCAAAUGACUUGGCACAAGUCUCAUUUAUGUGUUUUGAAGUAAAUUUUAAUUUUUAAAUUUCUAAUGGGGAUGUGCUCUAUAGAUCAGAAAUAAGUGUGAUGUGUAGAACGCUGGGAGUCAGGCAGCAGGCUUUCAUGCCGAGCAUACAAAAGCACUUCAUGUAAGCAUGCUGAGCUCAGGGAAUGCAAUGUGUUCACCAAAAGCUGGGUCAGGGUUAGGCCAGCUUACAUUAAUAGAAAGGCUUCUGUAGAUGUUUCACAGAAUAGAGACAGGUGUCCUAACCUUGCUUAUAUAUUAAAAACCUUUUGGAUCUUUCGGAUUCCAACUUAAAACCUCGUCUCUGUUGUCCUUGGUGGGGAGCAUGGAAGAAGCAAGUCUCAGCUUCCUUAAUAUCAAACUGAAAUAGUAAUUUCCUCUUCUUCCUCUUAAAAAAAUUAACUAAACUAAAAAAUCUGGUAAAAUGCACAUUUGUAGUAUUAUUGUAACGCUCCAUAAUUAUAUGAAUUUCAUUAGUUAGUUUAACCCAGACAGAGGUUAAAGGGAGAGAGCAAGAACGCCAAUGGACUUGGGAACACUGAUUUCAAAUUCUUUAAUUAGUUCAUAGUGUGAUUUAAAUUGUGUGCCUGGCUAGCUGAAUUUCUCAAAUAUCUCCCUGUGUCCUUGAUCCUUUUCUCUAGUGUACCCUAACUUUUCUCUGACAUAACUGACGUUUCAGAACCUUCAUUUAAGAUUCUGUAGAAAUCACAUUUUUGAUUCAUUAUCAUGGAUUCUGAAGACUUAUUCCUGGGGUAUGGGGGGGGGGGGGGGGGAGUGCGUGUGUGUGCACAUUCUAGCAACAUCAUUGAAUGGGUUAUCUAUUUUCAUCCUUAACUUCAGAGUUAAUGGGGAAGGAGGAGAGUCUUUUUUGUGUCUGUCUACAGCUCCAGAACUGUCCCUAACAUUUUGUUGGAAGCAGCAUCUGUUUUGUUACUGUGCUCCCUAUCAAGUAGAAACAGAUAAUGUUUUCCCUAAAUCGACUUAUUGUUGCAUCAGCUAGUGUAGUAACUAAAAGCCUACUUAAUAGAGCAGGACACGGAUGCUCUUUUCAUUAUGAAAGUGACUUAUUGAACUUCCAUUGUAAGCUUCUGCACAUGGAAGAAGUUGUAUUCAUCUCAAGAAGCUUGUGCUUCUAAAAGGCUUUUUUCCUCCUCUAUGAAAAUUGUCCCACUAAGAUAAAGAGAUGCCUUCAAAAUCUGAGUUGUAUCACAUAGACAGCAGAAUAGAUGUCUGAAUUCAGUAUUUCUUCCUCACGUAACUGCUUUGACUUUCAAAGACGAGGUAGGGCAGAUGUUAUAACUAAUUAUUUAAUGAUGUGCUCAGUGAGUUUUUAAAAGGUAGAGUUGGUACUGUCUAAAGUUUCUAAAAUAGCAACACUGCUUUAUGAAAAUGACAUUGCUCUUGAUGCAUGACGAACUAAUUUAAAAAGUUUGGAAAUUAUUGUUCUUCUGUGUAUCAAAAUGUUAACGCAAACAGAAAUAAAGCAUUUUAUAUUA